ACGUCCUUGGGAAUGUCACGUUUCGAGGGCCAAAGUUCCAUUUUUCCUGGCAUGGCUGGGGCUGGCGUUGCAGCCGCAGCUGUUUGCCAUGCCUGGCAUUCGGCUGGAAAGACGACGGGCUCUCAGUGCCGCUGUCAGCUUACUACCAGCACCUGCGGAAGCCAUUCUUCGCACCACCAAAGAGACACCAGAACUGCCGCAAGUGCUGGCGGUUAUGUUGCUUCGAACCACCUAUGACUCCGUAGAAAGCUGGGGUGUUUAUUCCGACAUGGCGGACUACCAGAAGAAGUUUGCGGUGCAACUCCGUGAUGGGUUCGAAAGCUUUCGAGGUCGCUAUGAAAACUAUGACCUCACGGAUUUGUACAACACCUCCAAGUUGUUGGAAAGCCGCUCUGGAGGUGUCACGAAUCGUUUCUACUUCAGUUUCCUGAACGACGCCCAGUGGCGUGUCAUCGCUCGCGCCAUCCGUCGGGGCCCUGACAGGGAGCGUUUCUCACAACUGGUGGGUUCACGACUUUACCAGAGCAUUCUUCGUGGCGAGGACAUAAAGAGCGAUGUGGACAUGCAAGGACAAGAGGCAAACCUGCCAUCCAUUGGACGUUGGCCGCAGUUGGCAGUGUCCAAAGGUUCAGAUCCAACAGUUCUGAGUAGUGGCACCAGGCAACUGCUGAAGUACCUGAAAGACAUCGGCUAUUGCAAAGAUUUUCAGGUCACAGACUUUGCAUCCACAGGCGAUGCCGUGAAAUUCGUGUCCUUCGUGUUCGAUCCGGUGAACCUGGAUGCAACCGUCUCGUUGAUGAGAAGCAACGGUGGUUUCGCCCCAAGAUAUGAUCAGCGGAUUCUCCAAGCGUACUUUGCUGAUUGCGGUUUCUCCUCAACCUUCGAAGAUACUCUGGCAGAAAGCAUCGAAGUCACCAGCACUUCCAGCAGGCAGGUGAUAAUCACCAAGUACGACUCCGCUGCCAUGUCCCGAUUUCGGUGCACCAAGUUGCAUCGACAACGCCCGGCUGAUCCACUGGCAUAAUCUCUAUGAAACCCUAUGAAACCCUAUGAAAC
This is a messenger RNA of Cladocopium goreaui, 1056 nucleotides long. The record is from the annotation of a GenBank genome assembly. Lineage: Eukaryota; Dinophyceae; Suessiales; Symbiodiniaceae.